Molecule: messenger RNA, 2386 nt
Organism: Gasterosteus aculeatus aculeatus (three-spined stickleback)
Lineage: Eukaryota; Metazoa; Chordata; Actinopteri; Perciformes; Gasterosteidae
Product: RNA-binding protein 39
Biological process (GO): mRNA processing
Cellular component (GO): nucleus
Molecular function (GO): RNA binding
Source: RefSeq, a predicted model, not a curated record
UCUCGUGCGGGAGAUCUCGCGAUAAUAUCGGAGCUCUCUACAGCGCCAUUUAGUUUAACUGCUGCGUGUCGUAGCGAGGGCAAAGAUUGAGAAGCGACUGUCGGCCAUCCCAUUUCUUUGUGACCACUUCCCGUACCGCUGUGAGUCCAGACGAGCAGCAGGAUGGCGGAUGACCUGGACAUCGAGGCCAUGCUGGAUGCUCCGUACAGAAAGGAGGACUCCAAGAACCAAAGCCCUAACGGACAAGAGGAACGCCCCAAGAGGAAGAAGCGCAGCCGGGAGAAGAAGCGCAGCCGGGAGAAGAAGCGCAGCCGGAGCCGCGAGCGCAAACGCAGCCGCAGCAGAGAGAAGAGGAGGAGUCGUAGCAGGGAGCGUCGCAGCAGCAGGGAGAGGGGGGGCCGCUACAGAGACCACCACCAGCAACGCAGGCGUUCAAAGACUAAGAGUCCCGUCAGGAAGGAGAAGAGUCCAAUCCGGCCGCCCAUGGAUAACCUGACACCAGAGGAGCGCGAUGCGCGCACGGUGUUCUGCAUGCAGCUGGCCGCCAGGAUAAGACCUCGAGACCUGGAGGAUUUCUUUUCUGCUGUAGGGAAGGUUCGGGAUGUGAGGAUGAUUUCGGACAGGAACUCCCGCAAGUCCAAGGGCAUCGCCUACAUCGAGUUUGUGGAGACCAACUCUGUCCCUCUGGCCAUUGGCCUUACGGGGCAAAGGCUGCUGGGAGUUCCCAUCAUCGUUCAGGCCUCGCAGGCGGAAAAGAACCGUGCAGCCGCAGCGGCGGCCGCAGCCAACAACCUGCAGAAGGGAUCAUCGGGACCGAUGAGGCUGUACGUCGGCUCUCUGCACUUCAACAUCACUGAGGACAUGCUGAGAGGGAUUUUUGAGCCGUUUGGACGGAUUGAGAGCAUCCAGCUGAUGAUGGACAGUGACACAAGACAGUCUAAAGGCUACGGCUUCAUCACUUUUGCAGAUGCUGAGUGUGCCAAGAAAGCCCUGGAUCAGCUGAACGGCUUCGAGCUGGCGGGUCGACCCAUGAAGGUGGGUAAUGUGACUGAGCGCACCGACGCCUUCGCCUCCUUCCUGGACAGCGACGAGCUUGAGCGCAGCGGCAUUGACCUCGGGACCACCGGACGCCUGCAGCUGAUGGCCCGGCUGGCCGAGGGUACUGGUCUACAGAUGCCUCCCGCCGCUCAGCAGGCUCUGCAGAUGAGCGGCGUGAUCGCCAUGGGAGCCAUGGCUGCCGUGUCAGCUGCCAUGAAUCCGAACAUGCAAUCUUCUGCUCCGAGUGUUCCCUCUCACCCGCUCGCCACGCACUGCUUCCAACUGUCCAACAUGUUCCAUCCCAGCUGCGAGGACCCUCCUGGUUGGGAGAUGGAUAUCCAGCACGAUGUCAUCGAGGAGUGCAACAAACAUGGGGGAGUUGUUCACAUCUACAUCGACAAGAACUCUGCUGAGGGAAACGUUUACGUGAAGUGUCCUUCGAUCCCCGCUGCUACGGCCGCAGUCAACGCUCUGCACGGACGAUAUUUUGCUGGUAAGAUGAUCACAGCGGCGUACGUCCCGUUGCCCACCUACCACAACCUGUUCCCGGACUCUGCCACCAACUCGCUGCAGCUGUCCCUUCCCCAGCGACGGUGACUCCAACGAUCCUCCCCUCGGGUUGGACAUUGGACUUUUGGAUGUCCUCCUCUCCUGUUGGUCGACACAGACGAGUCAGUUUCCCUUCUGUUUAUCAGGUCUGAGAGGAAGGACGCUGUUUGUUCCUCUCCUUCCUGUUCAUUCUCAUUAGAAUUUCUGGGCGUGGCCUGUUUUGUGUAUCGUCCAAUGAUUGAGCUCUGUGAGCUGUGAGGAGGCCAACUGAUGAUGAUGAUGUCAGCCGAUUGGUUGGUUUGAAGCAGUUUCCUAUUGAGGUGUUUUCUAAGAAUUUGAUUUUGUAAAAUCCUUUAUUAAAUUUUAUUUUGAAUUCACUGUCAGCUGCUGCGUCCUUUUUGUAUUAUGCUCACUCAGAAUAUUGCAUUCCUCACAAGCUCCGCCCAGAAAUUUAGUUUUAUUUCGUUUGCAUUGUUUCCAGUUUUAUACUGAAGUGGACCAACAGCUGGACUCAGUUAAGACUGUUAGAUUACUCAUUUUAAAGAUUCUAGAUAGAAACAAUGAAUUAGCAUUAAUGAAAGAUGCCGUGGAACUUUAAUUAAUUCAUAUGACAGAUUUUCUCCUCGUGGUCUGAUUUAAUUUUGCAACAUUAUCACGAUGUUUAAACUUUGUAAACAUUGCAUUCAAUCGCAUGUGAGGCUGAAAAUAUAGUUUGAUAUGUGAUAUAUUUAUAUUUUAUACAGUGUAUCAUUUUCACUUUUCCUGCAAUGUUAUAAGAAAUAAAAAUGAUAAAUGCUCA